This is a messenger RNA of Serendipita indica DSM 11827, 408 nucleotides long. Lineage: Eukaryota; Fungi; Basidiomycota; Agaricomycetes; Sebacinales; Serendipitaceae. The record is from the annotation of a GenBank genome assembly.
AUGAUCCUGAGUCUCAUCUUCGAGAUUCAGAUUAGGUCGCAUCAUGUCGUACAAAAUCCAAGCUCGUAUACUCCUUCGCAACAACCAUACAACGUCCAGCAGCUUCAAGUUCCUCAAGUCUAUCACCCGCAUCAACCAGUCGUUACUCAAGCCCAAUACCUUCCCCACACUUCUGUUUCCCUCGCCUCGGGCUCUACUCCUAUCAGCCCCUUGCCAGUAAACAUAUCAAAUGCGCAAUACAUGUGCAGCUCUUGCGGCCAGACAUUCACCCGUUCCGACUCUUUCCACCGUCACGCCAGGACAUUUCACGAAGCCAGCGUGUACAGUUGUCGAUGCGGAAAGACGUUUAGUCGCGAGGACUCACGCAAACGCCACUGGAAGAGUCACCCUGAUCACGCGACUCACUAA